UCAGCUACAAUGCUGCACUUAGCGCGUGCGGGAAAUGCGAGCAGUGGCAGCGGGCUUUGGCGCUGCUCGGCAGGAUGCCGCAGGCGAAACUGGAGCCCGACGUCGUCAGCUACAACGCCGGCAUCAGCGCCUGCGAGAAAGGCGGGCAGUGGCAGCGGGCUCUGGCGCUUCUCAGCGAAAUCGGGGAGGCGAGAAUCAAGCCGACUGUCAUCACUAGGCUACAGCGCUGGGAUCAGCGCGUGCGAGAAGGGGGAGCAGUGGCAGCGGGCCCUGGCGCUGCUCGGCAGGAUGUGGGAUGCGAAGCUGGGGCCCACCGUCAUCAGCUGCAGCGCUGGGAUCAGCGCCUGCGAGAAAGGCGGGCAGUGGCAGCGGGCCCUGGCGCUGCUCGGCGACGUGCGGGAGGCGGUGCUGGAGCCCGACGUCUCAGCUGCAACGCUGGGAUCAGCGCGUGCGAGAAGGGCGGGCAGUGGCAGCGCGCCCUGGCGCUGCUCGGCGAGACGUCCGAGGCGCGGUUGGAGCCCAGUGUGAUCCUACAACGCUUGCAUCAGCGCGUGCGAGAAUGGCGAGCAGUGGCAGCAUGCUCUGUCGCUGCUCAGCGAGAUGUGCGUGGCAAUUCUAAAGCCCACCGUCAUCAGCUACAGCGCCGGGAUCAGCGCGUGCGAGAAGGGCGAGCAGUGGCAGCGGGCCCUGGCGCUACUCAGCGACAUGUUGGAGGCGAAGCUGAAUCCCAAUCCCUGGUCAGCUACAGCGCUUGCAUCAGCGCGUGCGAGAAGGGCGAGCAGUGGCAGCAUGCUCUGUCGCUGCUCAGCGAGAUGCGGGAGGCGACGUGGAACGACGACGUGAUCGGCUACAGCGCCGGGAUCAGCGCCUGCGAGAAGGGCCAGCAGUGGCAGCGGGCCCUGGCGCUGCUGCUUGAGAUGCGGGAGGCGAAGCUGGAGCCCAACGCCACCUCAGCUACAGCGCUGGGAUCAGCGCGUGCGAGAAGGGCGGGCAGUGGCUGUGGGCACUGGCGCUGCUCGGCGCGAUGCGGGAGGCGAGGCUGGAGCCUGACGUUUCAUCUGCAGCGCUGUGAUCAGCGCGUGCGAGAAGGGCGAGCAAUGGCAGUGGGCCAUGUCUCUGCUCAGCGAGAUGCGUGAGUCUGGGUUGCAGCCGAAUGCCAUCAGCUACAACGCUGGGAUCUGCGCGUGUGGUAGAUGCGGCCAGUGGCGGCAGGCUGUGUCGCUGCUCAAUGAGAUGCGGCAGAGCAACAUGGAGCCGGACGAAGACAGUUACGACUUGAGCAUCGCUGCGUAUGAGAGGUCAUCUCGCAACUCGGCAGGAUUUCCAGGCUAUCUUCAACUCGGUGUUGCGCGGUUUCGAAUAUCUUGAGAAGCACUGCGCGUCCGGGACCCUGCCGGGCAACGAAUGUGAUUACGUCUACGGACAUUUGUUUUAAUUGUGACAGCGGCAGCCCGUCCCACAGGAAGUCAUGUUGGAUGCCAUUGCAUGGGUCCGUCUUCGUCGUCUACAGCGCCUGGAUCAGCACGAGCGGUAGGCGAGCAGCGAAAGCGGACCCUGCCGCUGCUCGGCGAGAUGGUGGCGUGCAGUUGGAGCUCAACGUCGGCAGCGGCUCAGCGAGAUGUGAGACGCGACGUCGGUGGCCAGUGCGACCUUCAGUUGCGGGUCUGGGCGAAGCUUGUGUCGGGCAUGAGCGUGGCGCGCGA
This is a messenger RNA of Prorocentrum cordatum, 1703 nucleotides long. NCBI's taxonomy places the organism in Eukaryota, Dinophyceae, Prorocentrales, Prorocentraceae. The record is from the annotation of a GenBank genome assembly.